AUGGCUCCUAAAUUGAGAGGAAAGGCGAGGAACGAGUCGAUCCGUAACGCGCCACGUGUCAAACGAGAAAAAUUUUUACGCGAGCUUGACCUCGCCGCUUUGAACGCGGAACGGAAUCGACGUUUCUGGAGAGAGACGCUCACGCGUGUAAAGAUGCCGGAUGUUUGGAGAAAGAUCGAUGUAACUUGGCAGACUUUGGAACGUGCCAUCGACUUCAAGGGCUACAGCAUCAGUUUGUUACUGGAUAGUCUUCGAGAAGCUGAAAAUCAACGUCGGACGACGAACGGUGCUCUCGUCGGAUUGAUCGAUAAAUCGUUGGCGGCACACGAAACUCGACUGGCAGACGCCGCAACGCUCUUUCGUGCGAACGUCGAGACAGCGUUGGCCGAUAAAAUUUCUCAAUUUGAAAAUAUUAAUAACCAUCGAAACGAGAGAGAGAUUGCUUUGCGAAAGAUUCGCUUGCUCGUGAGUCACCGAGGUGAAAAUGCAUCGAAUAUCGCGACAAGUACUGCCAUUAGUAAGAUCGACGCAUUUGUGGAGGAUGGGGAAAACGAGAAAAGGAUAAUUAUAACGCAGCUUCGAACAAAAUUAGAGAAUUCAUGGGCCGGUUUGCGCAACGUUUUUUCCGAUUAUCGUAAAAGUACGUACGCUUGUGCUCCUGAUACGGAAGAUCGACGAAAAGAUUACGAGAUCGUCGAGAGAAAGGAUCGGAUCGAUCGACAAACGAUUACUCGACAAUACACGCGCGUCGCGAUUCUCUUCGACAGUAUCGUGAAAUUCCGUGGCAAGAUCGAUUCUUACAAAAAAGAAUCGACCGUCGAACUGCGAGACGUUACGAGAGAGUCAAAUUUCUUCCACGACGUCUAUCGAGAAACGAACGAACGUUUCGUUCUUGGUUGUAAAAAAGAUAAACAUAAAACAACGACAAUGUCCGAGGAAUAUAAUCGUAGCGUGAAACACGCGAGACGUUUGUUGAUCAAAGCAGAACGUAUACUCGGUUACGUGCAAAUCUGUCGAAAAUACGAGACGCAAGAUGAAAAGAUCCAACUUCCAACGAUCGACGAUCGUCCUACGAGAUCGUCGAUAACCGAUGACGACGAUGAUAUCCUUCCACUUCGAACGGUUCGCUACACACGCUACGCGCGAUGCUAUUAUUUUAGCUGUAAAACCACCACUCGCUCUCGCGCUGCGACAGACUUUCGACGUACCGUUAACUUUUGGCGUCGAUUAGGUUUAGCCCGAAUAAUCACGGCCGAACUACGUAACGAGAGAAAUCGGUUGACCGUACGAGCGAAUAACUUACGAAGAUUGAUGAGACGCUGCCUCGUCGACGACGAGACAGUUGACGAACCGACCGACGUUAUAUACUUACUUCCAAGUCCAAGAUGGAACGUCACGGCGCUGAUGGAGAAUGGAAAAUUCGAUAUAUUCACGCCAAGCUUGGCCCAUAAAGCGAACAACAAGAGAAUCGGUGCUAAACACAGGCCGGUGAACAAGUUUGAGACAAAAGCGGGAGGCCUCUUCUCCGGUUGGCGAAACAUGUGCUGCAAACAUGUUGCAAAUACUUUUGUCAACGAGCGUGACGACAUAGUCGACCAACGUGAAUGCUUUGCCCCGACGUAUAACCGACUUGAAAAGGAUAAUUCGAGUCGGCAAAGUAUCGGGGAAAGAGCGAUCGGUCAAGGUUUCGGCGACGCUUACUUAUCCGUAGGCGAAGGCUGCAAACUUUGUUUGUUGAACAUGACGACGUCGUCGCCGACUCUUGUCGCAGAAUUUGCCGUCACUUUGAUCGAGUUGCUCGCUUUGAUCGGGUUGCCUAGUACGUCGCAAACUCUUAUCGUCACCAAGGGCUGUCGAGUAGAGAUACUGAUCUCUUCGUUGGCUAACGUUACGCAGGUCGGUCUUUCGAAAUCGUUAUUCGCCAAAGUCGUUAAGGCGGAAAGUAAGCUUGAAACGCCUCUUGGUGUCUGCACGGAACGUCGAGACAGAAGAUAA
Messenger RNA from Heterotrigona itama, 1995 nucleotides. Lineage: Eukaryota; Metazoa; Arthropoda; Insecta; Hymenoptera; Apidae. The record is from the annotation of a GenBank genome assembly.